AUGGAAUCGCCUAUGCAAGGAUUGAGGAUGAAUAUGUUGCUGCAAUGGGGAAACUUAGAUCAUUCUGUCCACAAUUAUGAUUGGGUUGACACUCAAGGAGAUGUAGAUCGGUGGGCUUUAAGCAAAUUCCCGUUUAAACGAUGGGAUAACAUCACCACUAAUGUUGCGGAGUCGUUUAAUGCCUGGAUUUUGAAGGAGAGGAAGCACAAUGUGUCAGUUCUCAUACAUGAGCAUAUGGAGAAAUUAGCCAAGAAGAUGGUUGCAAGCAAAAUGGCAAUGGAAAAUUGGACAAAUGGCGUUGGGCCAAAUAUUGAGUCCAAGUUGCAAGAAAAAGUAGCAAGAGCGGAGAAUAUGCAUACUGUAUAUUAUGGAGAUAACCGAGUUCAAGUUGAUACUACAUCUCCUACUGGAAUAAUUUGUGUCACUGUUGAUCUCACAGCUCAGAAAUGCACUUGUUUAGCAUGGCAAAUGAGCGGAGUACCUUGUGCUCAUGCCUGUGCAGCGAUAAAGCUACUUCAUGGUAGUGUUUAUGAAUUUGUAGAUGAUUGCUAUAAGCUGUCAGCCCAAGAGAAGAUAUAUGCAAGUAGUAUGAGGCCAAUUGCGACACAUGAUUGUCCUCGUCCCGAAGCUCUCACCGUUACGCAGAUGAUGACGGGAACAUUUUUACAGCCACCAAUCACUAAAAGACCCUCAGGGAGGCCAAAGAAAAGAAGGAUUGAAUCUCAAUUUCAAAGUAAAAAACUUUACCACUGUGGAAGAUGCCAUGAGCCAGGCCACACUGUGAAGACUUGCCAGAAACCCCAAUCCAAGUUGAGCUUUGCUGGUGGCUUGUUGAUAUUUCGUUUUGUGAAUGCUUGUGACAGCAUUUUUUUUGUUGUAAUGGACUUGUUAUCAGACGCCAUGCAGGUUGUCAUUAGCAGUCUCAAUUAUGUUACUGAUAUAAAGUGA
Molecule: messenger RNA, 948 nt
Organism: Neltuma alba
Lineage: Eukaryota; Viridiplantae; Streptophyta; Magnoliopsida; Fabales; Fabaceae
Exons: 2
Coding region: 1-948 (315 amino acids)
Molecular function (GO): zinc ion binding
Source: RefSeq, a predicted model, not a curated record